This is a messenger RNA of Patiria miniata (bat star), 3588 nucleotides long. Its product is annotated as solute carrier family 23 member 1-like. Gene Ontology annotation, cellular component: membrane. Gene Ontology annotation, molecular function: transmembrane transporter activity. NCBI's taxonomy places the organism in Eukaryota, Metazoa, Echinodermata, Asteroidea, Valvatida, Asterinidae. Bases 173 to 2221 code for a protein of 682 amino acids. The record is from RefSeq and is a predicted model, not a curated record. Gene Ontology annotation, biological process: transmembrane transport. The transcript has 12 exons.
UAUUCCAUGUUUGUACAGUAGCGUAUACAAUGGCUUAUCCACCCGAAUUGGCCUUGUUAUUGUUAACUCUAGUGAUAACACGUACGUUCCUGCAUUCGUCUACAACAGUAUUACAAAACACUGUCGUUAUUUCCUCAUUCGCAAAGUCGGCACUCAAGUAAACAAGCACGCAAUGGCCUCGAACGAUCGUGUGCAGAUUGAAAUGGCUGACACCAGCUUCCAAACUGAUGCUGCAGAUCGAGGUAACACAAUCAGAAGUGAAAACGGUCGGACUAGAUUCUCAGACAAGGCGGAUGAUAUCUCGCUGGUCAUUGACACUGGACGUGUCAAAGCAGAGACGGGGACCAGACGCGCGAGGCCGCUCCGUGGUCUGGUGUAUGGUCUGGAGGACAUACCGCCUUGGUAUACCACGCUCCUGCUUGGAUUACAGCAUUUCAUGACGGACAUCGGCAGCAAUGUUUCACUGGCGUUUAUUCUGGCUCCGUACCUCUGCGUAUCUCACGACCCCUUGACCGUGGCAAAGAUCAUUGGUACCCUGUUCUUCGUCAACGGUUUGGUAACACUUCUUCAGACUACCUUUGGUGUAAGGCUUCCUAUCAUCCAGGGAACAUCGUUCGCCUUUUUGGUGCCGACAUUUUCGAUUCUGAACAUACGAGGCGAUUGUCCCCCUCCACCCACAGAAAAUUCUACAAUGGAGGAAAUAGAUGCGGCAGAAGAUGAAUGGUUAUCAAGAAUAACAGAGAUCCAGGGCGCCAUCAUGGUAGCAUCGUGCGUCCAGGUCAUUAUUGGAGCCACGGGAAUCGUUGGUAUCCUGCUGAAUUUCAUUGGUCCCCUCGCAAUCACACCAACCAUCACGCUGAUUGGUCUAUCACUUCAAAGUGCGGCCGCUACCAGGGCGGGAAAGCACUGGGGUAUUGCAGUGAUGACCAUUGCGCUCAUCAUCUUAUUCUCACAAUACAUACCCGAGAUAGGGGUACCAACAUUGGGCUACAAUUCCCGAAGGAAGUGCCACCUGAGCAGGUUUAAGCUCUUCAAAUUGUUUCCGAUCAUCCUUGGUGUUGCUGUUUCCUGGUUGUUUUGCGUCAUAUUCACGGCCACCGACGUGUUCCCUGACGACCCUAACGCGUAUGGAUAUGCCGCUCGUACCGAUCUGAACAGCAUGCUGCUGGAACGUGCGCCUUGGUUCCGAUUCCCAUAUCCAGGACAAUGGGGCACGCCCACCGUGACACUCUCCGGUGUUCUCGGCAUCAUGGCGGGCGUUUUUGCGUCCAUUAUUGAGUCCAUUGGUGACUACUACGCAUGCGCCAGAUUGUCUGGUGCCCCACCUCCUCCCCAGCAUGCUAUCAACAGGGGUGUACUGAUAGAAGGCAUUGGGUGCAUACUGGCCGGCGCCUGGGGAUCCGGAAAUGGAACCACGUCACACAGUCAAAACAUCGGGACAAUCGGACUGACAAAAGUCGGCAGUCGAGUGGUUGUUCAGGUGGCUGGAUGCAUCAUGAUAGUUACUGGACUGAUUAUAAAGAUCAGUGCCGUAUUUGCAACCAUGCCGGAUCCCAUCGUGGGUGGUAUACUCUGUAUCACAUUCGGUAUGGUGACAGCGGUGGGAUUGUCCAAUCUUCAGUUUGUUGAUCUCAACUCAUCCCGUAACCUCUUCGUUCUUGGCUUCUCUACCCUGAUGGGCCUUGUCGUGCCGUACUAUGUCGAACAAAACUCGGGACUCAUCAAAACAGGUUCUGUCGAGUUUGAUCAAAUCGUGACAGUUAUGCUCACAACUGACAUGUUUGUGGGUGGAUUUCUAGCAAUUAUACUGGACAACACCAUACCAGGCACCGACGAGGAAAGAGGACUCCUGUCCUGGCGAGAACAUGUCACUGGUGACACAGCAGACAUCAACAACAGAGAAGAGGAGACAGAAAAUGAAGCAGGCAAAGCUGAAGGAGUUGAAGACAAUGAUCUGGGUCUGACCGUGAUGAAUGGCGGGAGUGACGGAGUCGUCCCAAUAACAAACCGACCCACGGAAACCGCUUUACCACCGUGUUAUGAUCUACCGCUGGUUACGAGGUUCAUUCGUCGAUGGGCCUGGUGCCGUUACCUGCCCGUCAGCCCAACAUUCCAGGGAUUCAAAUUCGGCUGGAUUACUAAAUCCUGCAAGAAAAAACACCGUCCAAAUGGAGAGAUACAUGGACACGACCAUGAAGGCUUUCAAACUCCGGCAAUCUAAACUUGGCUUAACAACAGAUGUAUCAUUCUGUAUAGAGAUCGCACCAAAAAAACCUCCGUUAUCUCUGUCUAUGAAAUUACUAGAAUUGUUGGUUUAAUCUACACGGUAGUACAACAACAGUUACAGAUUCACAUCAAAAUGUUCUUCCUUCUAUAUACACUCCGUUAACUUCUUUUAACACCAUAUCUAAAUCGUAAAUCUCGUAAAUCUGAAUUAAUUAAAAUCAAAGUAUAUGGUCACCUCAAUAAGUAGGCAUUUCUGCUAUGGUAAACUUUGAAAUCGUUUCCAUUCAAAAGUAAUGACGCCACUUCAAUUUUUAUUUUUCAUUACUGGGUGAGAAUAAGGGCUUUAUUAUUUGCAUACUUUCCUUGUAUGAAUACGAAUGCUAGAACGGAUUGUUGCUUGGGGCUAAUGCUUGACGUAAAAUGAGUUUCAUCGGUGUUAUAAUCAUCAAUUGUGUAUUCAUUGGCUAGUUUUUAUAUUGUAGAAUGUUUGACAAUUGUAAUGCGGAAAAGGUAAUGAAGGGAACUUUUAAAUAAGCCGAGGUAUUACUGAUGCAGCUUGCUGGGCUAGAUUAUGCUUAUUAUAAUUGUAGCUUCUUUAAUCUGUAUGAUAAUGUCAGUACUCUGAAUGCUGAGUAUAUUUGACCGUUCCAAACUCAAAAGAGUGUUUCUCGGGCAGACCUAAGAUAUGUAGCAGUCGAUAGCUUAAACAUUGGUCAGGUUUCUGUACCUCAGAGUAAGAGCCGGCCGGAUCUUUAUUUUGAUACGGUUAAGUCGGAAUUUUUUUCCCUUCAAUAUUCGUUGGUUACGUUCAAACAUUUUCUCACUUGUAAUGUUUUAGGUUUUUUUGUUGAGUAACUUUCACUCUAAUUAUUACACUGUAUAUUUUGGUAUCCAUUGUAAGUAUUUUUAACUUUCCAUGUUCAACUAUUUUCACAUGUUUAAAGUUAAAACGAAAUACUAGACACAUUCCAAUUUUGCAUUAUUUUGUUUUUAAUGUUACCGGUGUAUCACACAGAUUAUGUAGGCUGGCCAUUAUUAUAUUUGUACACAGGAAAAUGUGUUGGUAAAGUUAAAACGAGGUGGUAUAGAUGGAUGACAUGGUUAGUCGGGUCUGACAGUCAGGUCGGCCUAUAUCAGUCCGUCGAUAAGUCGGUCUGUCAAUUGGUCAGUCAGUCGCACAUAGUCGGUCACACAUUAUUUGAAAGUAAAACUAACCUUAUAAAGAUACCUUUGAUACCAAAACUAAAAUUGUAAUUCACGUAGAGCAGUCUUCGUAACGUUUUAUUCUUUAUGUAAUAUAAUGACCCGAUAAUGAUGAAAAUAAUGCUGAAAUAAACGUUCAGUUAAUAUUCGAUAUCCAUA